UCAAAAUAAAAUGGCGGUCGAGAAGAAGUCGUCCAAAGGGAAUCUGUUUGAUGAUGGAAAAAUCGAUAAAACAGAUUCUCCUCUGGAGUUUCUUCAUCGAACUGGCGUAACUUCACAAAUAAAAGAAGGAAUGAAACUACUGUUAGAUAAUAGACCAGAAGAUCCAAUAGCCUUCCUAGUGGAGUACUUUGACAAUCAAGCAGAUACGUCCACAGCACUGAUCAGAGCCCAUCAAAAGUUAUGUCUUGUUCCUUACUCAAAGCCUGGAUUUUAUGACAACCUUGUGGAUGCAUAUGAUCUACUCAGAUCACAAAAAGGAAGCAGCGGACUCAGAGGAUUGACGGGCAAAUCAUAUAAUGAUAUAUUAACCUUAUUAUCAAGAGAUCUUUCAAGCAAUGAAGUUGAACCACUAAUCAAACGGAUCACAUGCUUUGACUAUGAAGUCGUAAGAUUUUCAAUAUUUAGAAGAGGAGUAUUAUCCUUGCUGAUUUAUCAAGAUUUUUUAAAGCUGGCUGAAUCUCUUUAUUGUGAACUGGAUUUGUAUGAAAGAGGGAAAGCAGAUAAGCAGUUGUGUGAAUUAUGUCUGCGAUAUUUAAAAGAAGCUGUAACAAAUUCGAGUCUCUCWGACCCCAUAAGUCUAAUUCAAGCUGGUGCACUUUUAAGUUCCAAUUCUUUUCAGAAGGCUGCAUUAGAGGUAUUGUAUAAAGGUGGACAUGACAGAAAAAUAUUAGCCAAAGAAGACUUCAUCAAAUCUGCAGCAGAAAUAUUCCUAAGUCAGAUUUCUGUAUUCAAAUAAUUUUGAUAAUAUUUUUUAUUGCAACUAUGGCUGAAUAAAGUAUUAAAUUAGAGUGCACGCACUAAAACYGUGAACAUCAAAUAGUACUAAUUAGUACUAUUUCAUACAGAAUCCUUUGUUUUCUA
Actinia tenebrosa (Australian red waratah sea anemone) is the source of this 921-nucleotide messenger RNA. Its product is annotated as tubulin polyglutamylase complex subunit 1. Gene Ontology annotation, molecular function: microtubule binding. Gene Ontology annotation, biological process: protein polyglutamylation. NCBI's taxonomy places the organism in Eukaryota, Metazoa, Cnidaria, Anthozoa, Actiniaria, Actiniidae. The record is from RefSeq and is a predicted model, not a curated record.